Messenger RNA from Adineta steineri, 927 nucleotides. Lineage: Eukaryota; Metazoa; Rotifera; Eurotatoria; Adinetida; Adinetidae. The record is from the annotation of a GenBank genome assembly.
AUGCACACCGUCUUUCGAGUCAAUACAAUUGAAAAAAUGGACAAUAAGAAUCAACUUUAUCAAGUUAACUUACAAUUAACGUCGGAUGAUGAUCACCAAUUACGAUUACUUACUGAUAGGAUCCGAAAAGAAGCUCGUGGUAGUACUGGAUGGCACAGAUUGGGUAAACUAUUGCUUACAAUUGGUCAAUUUAAUAAAGCCGAAGAACUUUAUAACGUAUUACUCGAACAGACAUCUGAUGAGAGCGAAAAAGCGGUUUAUUAUAAUCGGCUGGGAGUUGUUCAUGGGAAUCAAGGUGAUUAUGAAAAGGCUAUUUGGUAUAACGAACAAGGACUGAAAAUCUCUGAAAAAAAUCUUCCUUCAAAUCAUCUUGAUUUGGCUGCUUCAUACAGUAACAUCGGCAGUGUGUAUAACAAGCUGGGAGAGUACUCGAAAGCAAUUUCAUCGCACGAAAAAGCACUCGAAAUUUUGCAAAAAACUCUGCCUACAAAUCCUCUUCAUUUGGCCACUUCACACAGUAACAUUGGCGGUGUGUAUGACAACAUGGGAGAGUACUCGAAAGCACUUUUAUCGCACGAAAAAGCAUUUGAAAUUAGACAAAAAACUCUGCCUUCAAACCAUCCUGAUUUGGCUACUUCAUACAACAACAUCGGUUUGGUGUAUGACAACAUGGGAGAGUACUCGAAAGCACUUUCAUCUCACGAAAGAGCACUUGGAAUCUUUCAAAAAAGUCUUUCUUCAAAUCAUCCUCAUUUGGCUGCUUCAUAUUGGAGCAUAGGUAGUGUGUAUAACAAUAUGAAAGACUAUUCGAAAGCACUGUCGUAUUCUGAACGUGCUCUGGACAUAUUCCAACGUGCAUUACCUCCAACUCAUCCUCACAUUAAAUUUGUGGAAGACAGUAUCGAAGUUGUAAAAAAGAAAUUUUGA